Daucus carota subsp. sativus is the source of this 1195-nucleotide messenger RNA. RefSeq names its product gibberellin 20 oxidase 2. The record is from RefSeq and is a predicted model, not a curated record. Gene Ontology annotation, molecular function: gibberellin 20-oxidase activity. Bases 17 to 1111 code for a protein of 364 amino acids. Lineage: Eukaryota; Viridiplantae; Streptophyta; Magnoliopsida; Apiales; Apiaceae. Gene Ontology annotation, biological process: gibberellin biosynthetic process; unidimensional cell growth; response to light stimulus. The transcript is spliced from 3 exons.
GGAGCAAUAUCUUUCAAUGGCUUCAUCAACUUUGUCUCAAAAUCUCUCCCUAUUCUCUUUCCAGAAGCAACAAAACUUGGCACCCACACAGUUCAUAUGGCCAAAAGAAGAUCUAAUUCAAGCCCAAGAAGAGCUCAAUGCCCCGGUCAUCGAUCUCGCAGGAUUCUUAUCUAACGAUAAGAAAGUGAUUGAUGCCACCAUUGAGCUCCUCCGUGCUGCUUGCAUGGAACAUGGAUUUUUUCAAGUGAUCAAUCAUGGAGUCGAUGAAGCUGUUAUUCAAGCGGCUCAUGAUGAAAUCGAUACGUUGUUUGAUCUUCCUACUGAGGAGAAGUUGAGGCUGAGGAGGCAACGUGGGAGUGUUUGGGGAUACUCUGGUGCCCAUGCAGAUCGAUUCGCGAAAAAUUUGCCAUGGAAGGAGACUUACUCGUUCAGAUUCGAUCAUGCUAGUAAGCCUGAGGAGAAGAUUGUUGUCGACUACUUUGAUUCUGUCCUCGGAGAUUCUUUUAAAAAAACAGGAAUGGUGUAUCAGAUAUACUGUGAGCAGAUGAACAAGCUAGCAAUGACUAUCUUUAAGCUCUUAGAGACUAGUUUAGGUGUGGAAGCAGAGGAGUAUUACAGUAAAUUGUUCAAAGAAGGGACUUCUAUCAUGCGGUGCAACUACUAUCCUCAAUGUGAGCAGCCCGAGCUAGUCCUCGGGACCGGUCCUCAUGCUGAUCCGACAUCAAUAACCAUACUUCAUCAAGAUCAAGUCGGAGGCCUUGAAGUAUUUUCCGACAACAAAUGGCAAUCAGUCCGUCCUUGCCCUAACGCCCUUGUUAUCAACAUUGGCGAUACAUUAAUGGCAUUGAGCAAUGGAAAAUACAAAAGCUGUGUGCACAGGGCAAUGGUGAAUAGUGAGAGGACAAGAAGGUCUAUGGUGUAUUUCGUCAACCCGAAAGAGGACUUGGUUCUGAGAGCUCCUGAGAAGAUUGUUGAGGCUGAUGGAGUGGAAAGAAAGUAUCCUGAUUUCAAGUGGGCUGAUUUGUAUGAGUUUACUCAGCGUCACCACAGAGUGGAUGGUGCUACUCUUGAGAACUUCUUUCGGUGGCUUCAUCCUUCUCCUUCUAAUUAGGCCAUAAUCCCCUGCCCCCAAUAUUCAAGUGACUCCUCAGUCUGUCGUUAAUUUCUAGAAGUUUAUCUUUUAUCUUUUGGUGUA